This is a messenger RNA of Ilex paraguariensis (yerba mate), 372 nucleotides long. NCBI's taxonomy places the organism in Eukaryota, Viridiplantae, Streptophyta, Magnoliopsida, Aquifoliales, Aquifoliaceae. The record is from the annotation of a GenBank genome assembly.
AUGGAGUCCAACAGGAAGCGCAAAGGGCUCACGAAAGCGAAGCUUGUAAUGUCUUUCUAUCGAGCAGCCAAGCCUUCUUCAACCACGCAAUAUAGUGGCAAGGUGAAGCCAAAUCCCACUCCUACUUCAACUACCACAGUGGGUUUCAUUGUCAACCAAGACCAAGUUACAACUCCUCCACCUAGUUCAGUAGGUUUCGUCUUCAACCAGGACCACGUAAUUUCUCAGACAAAGCAGAAGGUUUCAUUUGCAAUCCCUGGAGACGAGGCUGUUGAUGUGAAGGCUGCAAGCUAUAUCUCCUGCGUUCAAGAGCGCUUUAGGCUUGAACUAGUCAACUCAGAACGCAAGAGGUCUGAAGAGUACACCCACUGA